Rhopalosiphum maidis (corn leaf aphid) is the source of this 6807-nucleotide messenger RNA. Its product is annotated as fatty acid synthase-like. Lineage: Eukaryota; Metazoa; Arthropoda; Insecta; Hemiptera; Aphididae. The record is from RefSeq and is a predicted model, not a curated record. Gene Ontology annotation, biological process: fatty acid biosynthetic process. Gene Ontology annotation, molecular function: phosphopantetheine binding; oxidoreductase activity; fatty acid synthase activity. Bases 116 to 6214 code for a protein of 2032 amino acids. The transcript has 32 exons.
AUCAUCAUCUAAAUAUCAAGUAAGAUUUCAUUUCACUAGUAACUUCAUUUCAAGUGGAUUUUCAUUUUCCGCGUCAAUUUGCUUCAUUAUACAUUUUGUGGCAAUAAAUAAAGACAUGUCGGAAAAAAAAGAAGUAGUCAUAACAGGUAUUGCUGGUAGAUUCCCAGAAUGUAACUCUACUGAAGAAUUUAAGCAAAAAUUAUACAAUAAUGCGGAUUUAUUGACUGUCGAUAACAGAAGAUGGUCUCCAGGUAUGUAUGGAGUUCCAUCAAGGACAGGAAAAUUAAAGGAAAUAAGUAAAUUCGACGCUGAGUUUUUUGGAAUUCACUCUAAAUUGGCAAAUGCUAUGGACGUACAACUUAGGAUUUUACUUGAGGUUACUCACGAAGCCAUACUCGAUGCUGGCGUUAACCCACAAGAUAUACGUGGAACGAAAACGGGAGUAUACGUUGGUAUGAUGACUACAGAGUCAUCAGAUUAUUUUGAACGUACGCCAGAAAAAAUGUCAGGAUAUGAAACAAUCGGUGCAAUUAGAUCAAUGCUAGCAAACAGGCUAUCUUUCCAGUACAAUUUUAAUGGUCCGAGUGUCGCCAUUGAUACUGCAUGUUCGAGCGCACUGUUUUGUUUGCACGAAGCGAUCACCGCAAUAAAGACCGGCCAAUGCGAUGCAGCUAUUGUUGCAGGAACUAAUUUACUUUUAAAACCAGCUAUUUCAGUCAUGUACCAUCGUUAUAAUAUGCUUAGUCCUACAGGAACAAGUAGACCUUUUGACAUUGGUGCUAACGGAUACGUAAGAAGUGAAGCUGUUGUUGCUCUAUACAUAAGAAAAUCAACAGAUGCAAAACGAAUAUAUGCAACUGUAGUAGGAACGUCCACAAAUACCGAUGGGUUCAAAAUCGAAGGCGCCACAUAUCCAUCGCAGUCAGUGCAAAGUCAACUCAUUAGAGAUACUUAUACACGUGCAAAUUUAAAUCCCAGAGAUGUCCAUUAUGUCGAAGCUCACGGAACAGGGACGGGUGUUGGAGACAAACAAGAGUUGAAUGCCAUUUCGGAUGUGUUUUGUAUUGACCGUAAAAGUCCUUUGCUUGUUGGAUCGGUCAAAUCAAAUGUGGGUCACGCAGAACCAGUAUCAGGUUUAGUGUCGAUAGCAAAGGUGCUUUAUGCGUUGGAAACAGGAAUUAUUCCAGCUAAUAUUAAUUUUGAAACAUUAAACCACAACAUUCCAAAACUUGUUAGUGGAGAAUUGAAGGUUGUUGAUAAGCAAACACCAUUACCUGGAAAUAUGGUUUCCAUUAAUUCAUUCGGCGUUGGAGGAUCAAAUGUCCACGUAAUUCUAAGAGCUCACGAAAAAAAUGCACAGGCUAUAUCAUUACCAACACUCGAAAUUCCUAGACUAGUAUUUCUAUCAGGACGAACUAGAGAAGCGUUAAUUGAACAAUUUGAUACAGUUGAAAACUAUGCAGAUAAUAAUGAUUUGUUAACUUUAAUUAACGAUAUAUAUAAAUCAACAAUUCCUGGUUAUAAGUUUUCUGGUUAUUCAAUUCUGGGACAAACCCCUAAGAACGUUGAAAUAGCUCAAGGUAAUGGUUCCGGUGAUAAAAGGCCAAUCUACUUCAUUUUUCCAGGCAUGGGAAGUCAAUCGUUAGAAUUAGUCGCCGAUUUAGUGAAGUUUAAAGUUUUCAAACAAACUGUAGACAAUGCACAUUCAAUAUUAAUUCCAUACAACUAUAGUGUUUAUGAUUUAUUUUAUAAAUCUGACGAAAGUACGUUCAAGAGUAUUAUCAAUGUUACCAUCACGAUUAUUAUUGUCCAAAUCGGUCUCGUUGAUAUUUUACACUCACUUGGUAUCAAUCCGGAUGGUAUUAUCGGCCAUUCAGUCGGUGAACUCGCUUGUGCGUAUGCUGACGGUUGCUUCACAUUGAAAGAAGCGUUAUUGACAAUGUAUUGGAGGUCUAAAAUCUUGACACAAAUUGACGUUCCCGCUGGUGCUAUGGUUGCAGUAGGACUAUCGUGGGAAGAGACGCAAAAGAGACUUCCUGAAGGUAUAUUAGCUGCUUGUCAUAACAGUGCAGAUAGUGUUACGAUUUCGGGACCUAAAGAUAUAACUUUGAAAUUCGCUGAAACUUUAAGACAAGAAGGAAUAUUUGCGAAGCCCGUUGACUCGAUGGAAUAUGCUUUUCAUUCGCCAUAUCUAGAUGAACUUAUACCGGCGCUGAAACCUUAUUAUGAAAAGAUAAUGGCAAAUCCCAAACCACGAUCCAAUCGGUGGAAGAGUACAUCGAUACCUGAACACCAAUGGAAUACGUCUGAAGCCCAAUAUUCGUCAGUAGCGUAUCAUUUAAAUAAUAUAAGUUCGCCAGUUUACUUUCACGGUGCAAUGAAACAUGUACCCGAAAAUGCUAUAGCAAUUGAAAUUGCUCCUCAUUGUUUAUUACAAGCGAUUUUGAAGAGAUCGCUACCCCCUACCGUCACAAAUGUCGGUCUGACUAAGAAAACUGUUUCGAAUCAUAUGAAUUUCUUGUUAGAAGCAAUUGGAAAGUUAUAUAUUGCCGGUGCAGAGCCGCAAUUACAUAAUUUGUAUGGUAAAGUUGAGUAUCCUGUAGUUAGAGGUACGCCAAUGAUAUCUCCAAUGUUAAAGUGGGAUCACACGAACGACUAUGUAGUUCCCAAUUUUGUGGAAAAAAAUACCGGAUCGAAUGAUAAUCAAGUUGAAGUCGAUAUAAAAACAGAUCAAGAUAAAUAUUUAAUCGGUCAUACCAUUGACGGACGUAUUCUGUACCCAGCUGCAGGAUAUAUAACAUUAGUAUGGAAAGCGUUUGCAAAACUACAAGCAAAAUGGUUUGAGGAUGUUCCAGUCAUUUUUCAGAAUAUAAGAUUCUUAAGACCAACUGUCCUUAAUACCGAGGGCAGUGUUCAGUUCAACAUUAAUAUACUCGAUGAUUCCGGCGAAUUUGAGUUAAAAGAAGGAGGAUCAUUGACAGUUUCAGGACGUGUAAAAUUAUUAAACCAAAGUUAUGAAAAAAAACAAAUAGAACACCUUGCAACAAUUUCAGAACAAAUGGAAAUAAAUUCUGAUGAUUUUUAUAAAGAGUUGAGACUUCGUGGAUAUCAAUAUAAAGAUGCAUUUUUAGGUUUUGUAGAAGCAAACAGUGAAGGUUCUAGAGGUAAAGUUAAGUGGACCGGAAAUUGGGUAUCAUUUAUUGAUACUCUUUUACAAUUUGAACUUAUAUCUAUAACGACUAGAGAACUUCGUUUACCAACACAUAUUAAAGAAAUUGUUAUUGACCCAGUGUAUCAUAAGCAAAUUACAGAGAGAUCAUCAAAUCCUACAGAAAUCGAAGUAAAUCAUUUUGUUUAUGCUAAGACAACAAAGUCGGGAGGAGUCACUAUUUCUAAAUUGAAAGUGACGCCUGCACCAUUGAAAAAAAACGCCCAACUACCAGCAACUCUGGAACGUCACUCAUUUGUUCCGUUUAUAUAUAAAUCAAAAGAAUUAUCUACGUAUGAGGUGCUUUAUUCUUUGAUUGGAUUAUUCAUGGAAAACAUAGGCGUACACCUUGUGAAAGCAGCGGAAAUCCAUAACAACAACUUAUUGGCUACUCAAAUCGUCCAAAUAAUCGAAGCAGAAGCUAAUUUUUAUGUGGACUAUACAGUUCUAUCAAACAACCCAGUUAAUGUCGAACAAAGCAAAUUAUCAUCAUUAGAUAUUGACGUUGUUGAGUUCAAUAUUGAAAAUGCAUCAUUAUCUGAUGAAUACCAUUUGAUAGUUGCUGAUGAUAUUCAUUUUGACGGUACUUUAUUGGGUAAAAUUUCUGCAGCAUUAUCUCCAAGAGGAUUUAUUCUUUUGGUUGAAAAUAUUUCCGCACUUGCCUCGACUACAUUAAAAUCAUUGAACCUCCAAAUAGUGACAGUUAUUGAAAACAAUGAUAAGAAAUACUUUCUUUUGAAAAAACUAUCUCCAAAAUACCAGUACACGGCUUUAAAAAUCGAGGAUGAACAGUUUUCAUGGGUGGAGUCAUUGCAAAAAGAGUUAGCUGACAUUAAUGGAUGUACAAACAAAAAAGUGAUACUGUAUAGCGAUAAACAUAUCAACGGUGUACUCGGUCUGUCUAAAUGUUUAGUAGAAGAAUAUAAUGGUGAAGAAAAUCCUAUUAGGUGUAUACUAACUGAACCUGGUAAACAAUAUACUUUGAAAGAUUUUGCUUCAUUACUUGAAAACGAUCUGUUCUUUAACGUGGAAAGAAACGGUGUUUGGGGAUCCUACAGACAUUUACCAAUUGAUGUGAAAAUUGCUUCAACCGUUCAAACAACCCAAGCCAAAGUGACCGUACAGUCCAAAGGUGAUCUGACAACACUUCAAUGGGUCCAGUCGUCAAAAUACUUCAACAGCACUGACACCAGUGGUUCCAUAAGAAUAGCUUAUGCUGGUGUAAACAAUGUCGAUUUAUCUGCAGUUUCUUCAAUGAAAACCGAAUUCGGAGUUGAAUUUUCUGGUACUAAAAAAAAUGGCCAAAAGGUAAUGGGAUUGGUUAAAACCGGUGCUCUAUCAACAACAGUCAAUGAGAGUAAUGCAAUUUUAUGGAAUGUACCAGAAAGUUGGACUUUGAGACAAGCCGCAACUGUUCCGUACUCAUACUUUGUGGCCACUUAUGCUUUAAUACACAAAGGAAAUUUAUCGGAAUCAAAAAAUGUGUUGGUAUUUGCUAGCGAAAACAGUAUAAACUACGCGGCUAUUUCUAUUGCACUAUCUCUCAAGUGCAAAGUCUUUAUUGUAGCUGAAACUAACGAACAGCUUGAUGUUAUUAAAUUCAUUUACCCAGAAGUGAGUCAGGUUUCAACUACGAGGUUUGAUUCAAAAUUCAUUCACAUGGUAUCAGCGUUGACUCUAAAUCAAGGAGUCGAUUAUGUUAUUUUGCCUAAGUAUUGUUCUGAACACCUGCCAGAUCUUCUUGCUGAUGAAGCAAAAAUUAUCAUUACCGAAAAUACAGACAUAUCAGUGUUAUCAAAUUCUCCAAAUGGAUUUGGAGUUAUAUCAGCAAAGUUUGAAGAUAUUCCUAUUUUAAAUAAUCAAUCUGCAGAUUUGAUUUAUUCAUUCAUCGAUUCAAGAAUAAAAAUGGGUGUUUUAAAACCACUACCGUUAACUAUUUACCCAUAUUCUGAUAUCGAGUCGGCUUUCAGAUCGUACGCUACUAACAAGACUGGAAACAAAAUAAUUAUUGAAGUGUCUGGGGAUUCACCAAUAUUGAACUUUGCAGCCUACCGACGGGUUUAUUUUGAUCCGAGCAAGAGUUAUAUACUUUCGGGUGGCCUCGGUGGAUUUGGAAUGGAACUUACCGAGUGGGCAAUAGAACGCGGAGCCAAGAAUAUUAUUCUCUGUUCUCGAAGUGGAAUUCAAACGGGGUACCAAAAAUAUAGAGUAAAUGUUUGGAAAAGCAAAGACAUCAAAGUGGAAAUCAGCACAUUUGAUCUGACUAAAUCUUCGGGAGCUAAAGACACUGUCAAAUUGGCUCUCAGUCUAGGCCCACUUGGUGGAAUUUUCAACUUAGCUGGGGUUUUGAGAGAUGGAAUUUUCGAAAAUCAAACAGUUGAUAACUUCCAGACUGUGUACAACAGUAAAGUCUUAACUACUAAAUAUUUAGACGAAGCGUCGGAAGCUGUUAGCAAGGACUUGGAUUAUUUUGUCACGUUUUCGUCUAUUUCUUGUGGCCGUGGCAACAGGGGCCAGACCAAUUACGGUUAUGCAAAUUCUAUCAUGGAAAGGAUUUCGGAACAAAGACAAAAACGAGGACUGCCGGCGCAAUCUAUCCAAUGGGGAGGCAUAGGUGACGUAGGAAUGGCAUAUCUAUUAACUCGUGGUAAUGAAGAAAAGGAAAUCAAUGGUACACUGGCCCAAAAAAUAUCGUCUUGCUUAGGGGCGUUGGAUACACUAUUAACACAAAGUUCAUCUGUCGUUGCUUCGCACGUGAUACCAACCAAAAGAAAAUUAACGGAGAAUUCAAAAUCACAAUCGCUCAUGGAAAUCGUUUCCGGAGUUAUGGGGAUUCAAGAUCCACUUUCAGUUAAACCUACAUCUACCUUAGCUGAUUUAGGAAUGGAUUCAUUAAUGGGAGUUGACAUCAAACAAACUAUUGAACGUAUGUUUGGACUGUCAUUGAAUAAUUCUCAAAUACAACAGUUGAAAUUUAGUGAAUUGGAAAAUGUGGGUACUAAAUGAAACCUGAUCUAACAUUUUUGUAUAAUUUAGGAUAAGUUUGAUGUAAAUACGGAUUAUUUUAAUCUGUAUUAGUUAAAACAACAUAAAAUGAAUUUAAUUGUAUAGUUUUUAAGUUUAAUUUCAAUUAUAAUUUUAGAUUUAAAAUAAUUAACAUUUGGUUUGUAAAGAAUUUUAUUUUUUGAAAAAAAAUUCUAUGUUUUUGUUUUGUUUAUAUAAAUAAGGAAAAAUGAAUAACGUUUAAUAAUAUUGCCAUGUCAGUAUUUUACUGUCUUGGCUACAUAUUAAAACAUAUCUAACUGAACGUCGAUAUGGGUGGAUUUAAGAAUAAUGAAAUAUCUGGACUAAACACAUAAUAUUUAUCUAUAAUGCUACAAAUGUUAAAUGAGAUUAUAGUACCUAUUCAUUAAAUACACGUUAUCUAACAUUCAUCAUACUUUUAGUAAGUGUACUAUAAUAUUUAUUACGUGCCUAUAUUUUGUACAUGACAGUAUGUUUUUCAUAGUGAGUGGUUCUUGCUGCAAUAGAAAAUACGUUUAGAUCUAACUUUUUUUCUUUUGUAGUUAUAAUGUCGUCGAAAUUAUUUAUUGAAAUGU